Messenger RNA from Mycetomoellerius zeteki, 937 nucleotides. It is a transcript of the gene EMC10, whose product is annotated as ER membrane protein complex subunit 10. The record is from RefSeq and is a predicted model, not a curated record. The transcript is spliced from 5 exons. The coding region runs from base 199 to 876 and encodes 225 amino acids. Gene Ontology annotation, cellular component: EMC complex. Lineage: Eukaryota; Metazoa; Arthropoda; Insecta; Hymenoptera; Formicidae.
UAACCUUCGCACGGCGCGUAUAUAGCUCAUCCCAGCUCAUCCAUGUGUAACGUGGUUACGUGAGUGAACUGGAGUGAACGUGUAGCAGCAAUUGUCAUACCUCUGGAAAGCAGUGUUACACAAACGAUACGUGGCCUUGCGUUGAUGGCUUCGUAAUUAGCCUUGUUAGUGCACCCGUCAUCGCCGAGUCGCGCAAAAAUGCAGUCAUUGUACGUCAUCGUCGGUGCGCUGCUUAGCGUGUCUUCGCUCAUCUGCGGGAGCGAGCUCGAAUACGACGGCUGGCUGCAGUUGAGGUUAUGGCACGCGUUCAACGACGAUCCGGUACCCGUGUUCACAGAACGGGGAAACGUCACUGUGUCCAGUGUCCGUAGCGGUGCGUCCGUCGUCGGGCAGAAUGGCCUGCUGCCGGCCCAGAUAAACGCUCUGAAAAAUCUCGCCGAGCACGACGGCAAAUAUAGACUGAAGGGGCUAGCUCGCAUCUCUUCCGGCAGCGAAAUUGUGUUCCUCACCUCGGUGUCAGCGUGCUACCUACUUGGUUCAGAUCUAGAAGAUGUCAUAACGAUAUGGUUGGAUAGUACAGCUGAGCCGAUAGCUGUGAGCAUUUCAUCUUCGGGACCCUGUACAUUAGAUAAUCCCUUCACAAACAUGUGGACCACAAAUGUCAUGGUCAGAUAUCCGGAUAGCGGUCCAGUUCCCGACACCGCUACGUAUAUUCAGAAGCUUGAACGAGAACGGGAAGCAAGAGAGAGAGGAGAAACUAAAGAUAAUCGUUCAUUUCUUGCAAAAUAUUGGAUGUAUAUUGUUCCUUUCUUGAUCUUUUUGCUGUUAUCAUCUGCGUCAAAUCCAGAAGCUGGCGGAAGUGCACAAAGACAAUGAUCUUCUAAUAAAAAUUUGUGCCUGCGUGUGCAUUAUACCCUCAACGAGUGGUCUUGAGGAA